Molecule: messenger RNA, 1206 nt
Organism: Mesorhabditis spiculigera
Lineage: Eukaryota; Metazoa; Nematoda; Chromadorea; Rhabditida; Rhabditidae
Source: the annotation of a GenBank genome assembly
AUGACUACGCCAAUGAGCCCAGCUGACGAUGCUUCCCUCGAUUUUGAAGAAGGCGUUUUGGUCAUCGACGUCGAGGGCUUUGAAGAUGACGUUACGGAAACGGACAAUCAGAAAUGCGGACUACCCCCAAAAAGCGGUUUUGUUCGCGACAUUGCCGAGCACAUGUCCAAGCAUUCUUCAGAAGUCUAUCGGUAUCAAUGCGGCGCAUGCCCGGCCAAAUUCGUUAGUCUCUUCCGGGCGGCAAUGCAUAUGCACCGCGUACAUCACGACAACAUCGCCGCAACCCCGAUUGACUUAAUGGAUAACAAGAUGAAAGAGUCCUACAAGUUACUCACCAUGAUCUACUUCCCGGCGGCUGUUGAAGCCGUUCAGGAGUGGUGCGGCCUUAACCUUUCUUGGAAAAACAAAGAGAGCUACUGGCGUUGUCUGCGGAAGUUGGUGACCUGUCAGGUGUGCAAAAAUGACGGCCAUUGGGGACCGAAGCAGAUGAUACCCCACGUCUUCACCCAUAUGAGCCAGCGCCCAUUCAAAUGCGGGCUGUGUCAGUAUACUGGCCUCUCAAUCUGCAUCAUUCGAAACCACAUUGCCAACAAGCACGCCAAGGUGCCUUUGAAGGUGACAAUCGGGGUUGAAAAUAACAACACUGAAGCCUUCCUGGACGAGCUGAAAUCGCUCUCUGCCCAGUGUUACCCCGACUACGAGAAGCAACUCAUCUCUAAUUUCGGCUUUAUUUUUCGAUCCAGCGAGGAGCUGGACAGAAAGUUGGUCGAGGCUCGAACAGCGGGAAAAUCAGUCAAAGUGUCGGCCAGCAAAAGAGAGGCCGAUCUUGAAGCGGCCGCAGCUAAUUUGGCCGCAAAGAUCGCAUCUCGAAAGCGGAAAGCGGAAGAAAUGGAGGCGGAAAAGCGAGCUCGCCCUGAACUUCCCGAUGUUACUACGGAAACUGCAGAGGAAUCACGUGUUCAGCCCGAAGUUGUGCCCCGGAUCGCGCCGUUUGGGUUCCCAGCUAUGCAGAAUCCGGCUCUGAUGCCUCCAAACUAUUUCUCGGCAAUGAUGUACCCACAGAUCCAAGCCUAUAUGCAACAACAAUUGGCCAUGGCUUUUGCCGCCGGCGCAAUGAUGCCGCUCGCAUUCCCCUCAUUCACCCCCAACUUCCCGUUCCUCAACCCGCACGCCUACCUCAACCAAAACAGACCCCAAGGACCGGUG